Mesorhabditis belari is the source of this 1137-nucleotide messenger RNA. The record is from the annotation of a GenBank genome assembly. Lineage: Eukaryota; Metazoa; Nematoda; Chromadorea; Rhabditida; Rhabditidae.
AUGUCUAUAUUCUUUUCGAGUUUUGCAAUUGCACUUCUGUUUCCGAAAAUUUUGACAGAAGUCCCGCUUAAUCGCCAUAACAAGAUCUACAAUGGCUUUGAGGUGGAACAGGGAAAAUAUCCAUUCAUGGCUGGGCUUUUCGACAAUAAAGCAACUGGGUCGACUUUGUUUUGUGGUGGAUCGGUUAUUGCAAGACACUGGAUUUUGACAGCAGCACACUGCUUGGCUGAGGAAGUGGAUGGGAGAAAAGUCUUACGUGAUCCAAAAUCAAUCUUUAUUGUCGUUGGCACAAAUCGAAUCAAACCGAAUUUCGACAAAACACACCAAAUUCGACGAGUUGAGCAAUUCUACUACCCUAACACCACAAAGGUACUCGAAUCAAAUAGCAGCUUUUUGUCUGGGGAUAUUGCAUUGCUUUUGCUAGAAAAAGCGCUUGAUUUGAAUGAUAACGUGAAACGGAUUCUUCUCCCAAAAAAGAGACCAUUCUCUUACGAAGCAUUCAUGAUUGGAUGGGGAUAUGUGAAUAUAAGUGAUUAUACUCCGCCAAUGUUACAAGGAAUUGUCAUGAGAAUCAUCUGGAAUCAUACGGAGUGUAAAGGAAGGUCAGAAACGCUUUUGGUUGAUGAGACUCAAUUCUGUGCUUAUCGCGAUGAAGGAGGUGGAUGUUCGGGUGACUCUGGCGGUCCGCUAUUCAGGCAAAACACUUUGAUUGGAGUGAUCUCAAGUGGGUCAGGACUUUGUUUCUAUCGAAGCUCAAAGCCAGAAUCAUUUACGGAUGUCGUCCAAUAUUGUGAAUGGAUUCGUGAAACAACGGGAACUCAUUUGUGUAGUGACAGUGACACUCCUCAACCACCACCUCUUCCUCCAUAUCGCCUCACAAUGAUCUCUUUUUGCGAUUUCUGUCCAUUGACUUUACGCUGGGUUAAAGAUUUUGUUUCGACUUCUCAAGAUGAAGAAAUGAAUUCAAACAGAACGUUGAUCACGAAAGAACUCUUCAAGAGAUGUCAAAUCUAUCCCGAUUUACCGGAUAUAAUAGAAAGCAAAACUCGUUGCAUGUACACAGUGGCAAAAGUCGUAUCGGAGCGCCUUGAUUCUCUGCAGAAGUGGUUCACUGGUUGGGAUAAGAUCAAUCAAGAU